AUCGACUAUAAAAGCUCCCUGUUUCGAGUGCCUUUUCAUAUCACCAUCACUCACAUUCAAAUGCCUCUCAAAACUGGAAAUUACUUGAUCUACGCCGAUCGCCCCGACGUUAGCGGCCAGCUCAUUGCUCGUCGCCAAAAUGAUGAUUCGGACGGAACAGCUGAACCCAAGGCAGUCGUCAAGCAUGUCAGGCCUAUUCCGCCUGAGUUUGCAGUGUGGCAGGUCAAGGAACUUAUAGGAGGCAAACCCAACACAUAUGGUUUAUUCAACCGGAGUGCCUACGCCACUCAGAUCGACAAGUUCGUGUGGGCCGUCUUGAGGAGGGAAGAUGCACCCCCUGAGGAAUGGAUUAUUGAACCUGCACCUGACCGACCUGACAGAUACACUAUCGUGGCCAGUAGUAACGGUUCGGCGUGGUACGUGCCCGGAGGGGAACAACAUCAUAUUUUUUGCACUCCUUUGGGUGAACCGUCCGUGUUCCAGUUUGUUCACAUUGAGGACUGAGAUAUAGGAUGUUACUCAUACGCUUGGAAGUUUUUUGAAUGAAUAAAUGAAUGAAUGUAGUGGUUGUUGGAGUUGUAGCGUACUGUAGUACUAGUCGUGUACAUUGAUCCUGAGAAAUUGAUGUUUAAUGGACUUACGUUGCACACCGC
Messenger RNA from Marasmius oreades (fairy-ring Marasmius), 653 nucleotides. RefSeq lists its product as uncharacterized. The transcript is spliced from 4 exons. NCBI's taxonomy places the organism in Eukaryota, Fungi, Basidiomycota, Agaricomycetes, Agaricales, Marasmiaceae. The record is from RefSeq and is a predicted model, not a curated record. The coding region runs from base 61 to 504 and encodes 147 amino acids. Gene Ontology annotation, molecular function: serine-type endopeptidase inhibitor activity.